GUGUAUAAUCCCUUCUUCCACCUCCUCUGGCUCACACUCACACUCACUCUCACUCCACCCAUCGGAGCUCCCGAAGUAAGUGCAUCCGGCCAGCCACAGCCAUGGCGAUCGACGAGCCCGCCAAAAGCAAGAGAGGGGCGCCAGCGGGUGAUCCCCACUCUGCCAAGUCCAAGACGGGGCAGAAGAUGGUCCAUCGAAGGCGCCCUUUGCUUGAUGAAGGCAGCAGCAGCAGAAACGAAGACGGCGACGGCGACGACGAUUUUGAGCCUAUGGCUAUGGGAGGGACGCCAGCGGGUUAUCCCCCCCAUUCUGCCAGGACCAAGAUGGGGCAGAAGAUGUCGUUGGCACAUCGAAGGCUCUCUUUGCUUGACGAUGGCAGUAGCAUCAGUAGACACAUUGCUGCUGCUGCUGCUGCGGCUGAUGAUGUUGGUGGUGGUUCUGAGCAGAUGGGUGAGGAGUUCGCUGUUGAUGUUGCUCAGAAGAAUACAGCAGUUGAUGACAGCGAUGAUCCAGAUGGUAGCGAGGACGACUUUGUUCCAUUGAUAAUGAUGAGAACCAAGAAUGUGAAGAGUGAGCCUGGAAAGCAUCCCGGCCUCCGAUAUAAACACAAAACCCAGAGAACUAUCAAUAAAACUUAUAAAAGGAAGAAGACAGGGAGGUCAGCAGGUCCAGUAUAUGCCAAGAGAAAGGUAGAGAAGAAGCCAAGAUUGGUUGGCAGCAACAACAUUAGUAAGAUAUCUGAUGAUGAUGGCCAGAAGAAAUAUGCAAGCUAUAGUGUUUUGGGCUUCUAUGCCACUGCUUUUGACAGAGCUUUGGAGGUAGAAAAGAAAUUGCCAGCAGAAGGUCCGAGCUUCGUCAAGCUUAUGCAGAUAUCACAUGUUGUAAGGGUUUUUUGGCUGGGUGUCCCGGUUAGCUUUUGCAGAGAGCAUCUUCCAAAUCAUGAUGUUACAAUUGUAUUAGAAGAUGAGGAUGGUCACCGGUUUGAUACAAAUUAUCUAGCGCGCAAGCAGGGCCUCAGUGGUGGGUGGAAUAGAUUUGCAACGCGACAUCAUCUUAAGGUCGGCGAUGCAGUGGUCUUUCAACUCGUGGAACCAACAAGAUUUAAGGUGUACAUACUGAGAGAGAGUAAGUUCAGUACAACCGAUGGAGCACUCAGUCUCCUGAGUUUAGACACGUCCAUGGAAAACAACAUGCCCGCAGAAAAAGGAGAAGAUACUUCUGAUGAAGAUGCCAAGUCCAGGGAGGAUCCAGAAGUCACCAAAGUCGUCACCAACAAAGCAUCCGAUGAUGAUAGCAACGACCUUUUUAGUGAAGCAGCAGCAAACGGGGGCGUCGGAUCCCCAGAUCCAGACCCUGAUUUCGACGCCGUGAAAACAUUCAGAACCUUCAAGAUGGCCAUCGACAGUUCUGUCAUCGACCACAAACUAGUCCAAGAUCGCCUGCUUUGGACGUACUACAAGCUCUGCGGCGACCGGAAGGCGUUCCUCCACAGGCGUCUGCCGAAGCACAUAAACCUGACGCUAGCCGCAGGGGUGAUAGUAGAGACGGCCAGCAUCGCUGAGGGCAUCAGGUCCUACCCCAGCUCCUGCUCUUCCUGCGAGGACCUCGCGGCGUGGAAGAAGACCCUGGAGUCCUUCGAGCUGCUGGGAAUGGACGUGGGCUUCAUACGCGAGCGCCUUGAUGAGCUCCUUUUCCUCCUUGACGCCCGGUCAUCGGAUGAUCACCCGCCAGAGGGGUAUGAGGAGGUGAAGCUGGAGCGUGCUCGUGCCGCGGAGAAGGUGAGGGCCCUCGAGUCGAAGAUGGCGAGCCUGAAGGAUGCUCUCAAGGAUAUGGAGAUGGAGAUGGAGGAGAUCGCGGAGAAGAGGAGGGGCCAUGCCUUGCUGCAGCUGGCGGCCGCGCCAUGGUGAUCGGCGAUUCGAUCGUCGUCUCGUGUCUUACGAGUGCAUUUUGGUGGUUGGCAUCUCUUUCAGGUCAUCACACUUGGUCGACCUAUGUGUAUAGUUCUAGUUGGUUCUCUGUACAUACAGCAACGUACACUGUUAGCAACACGAACUAAUUUGCUAACUAUGAACUCGGAUCGGAAGAUCACAGCUCAAUUUCAUGGCGAAAUGUUAGCAGAGGCUAUCUACCAUCCUCCCACA
This is a messenger RNA of Triticum aestivum (bread wheat), 2141 nucleotides long. Its product is annotated as B3 domain-containing protein Os01g0234100. The record is from RefSeq and is a predicted model, not a curated record. Gene Ontology annotation, molecular function: DNA binding. The transcript has 11 exons. The coding region runs from base 102 to 1907 and encodes 601 amino acids. Lineage: Eukaryota; Viridiplantae; Streptophyta; Magnoliopsida; Poales; Poaceae.